Messenger RNA from Gopherus evgoodei (Goodes thornscrub tortoise), 2502 nucleotides. RefSeq names its product GRB2 related adaptor protein 2 (gene GRAP2). The transcript has 8 exons. The record is from RefSeq and is a predicted model, not a curated record. Bases 537 to 1475 code for a protein of 312 amino acids. Gene Ontology annotation, molecular function: protein binding. Lineage: Eukaryota; Metazoa; Chordata; Testudines; Testudinidae.
CAGGUAAAGCAAGUUGGAGAGUCUUCCCUACUUGUACAGACUGGAUGCCUUGGGAGAGUAAAGAUAAGCUAUGGAGCCUUUAACUUCCAGGUCACUGAUUGUAGUCCAGCCUGGGUUAGAGGAAGUACUGAAAAUUAUUCCCAUCUGAGAGCUGUUUGGUGGCCUUUGUGAAUGCACUUCCAGGGUUAUCUCCCACUGGUUCCUGGCAGGACCUGUACCUACAUCACAAAAAACACCAAUACAAUUGAGCUACUUCCUACUCUGCCAUUGGCAGCCUCAGCAGACAGGUCAGAGAGUCAGUGAGCCAUGGGAACUGAGCAUUCCUUUUGAUCCUAAAAAUGGUCCUUCCAGCACACAUCUCAGUUACGUUAGCAAGAAGUGUUGAUUAAGUGAAGCUUGCACCGGUACCUCCCAUGGUACAAAAAGGAAGACUUUGGUUUGCAGGGCUGUUGAUGAUGGUGUGGUACCUUUCACCGACACUAAACACACGUAAGAUGUGAAUUCAGGCUCCAGAAAUCUGGACUCUUUGGACACAUAUGUUGUACUCGUGGCUUAAGCACUUUGCCCUGUCACCGAGGCACAGUAUGGAAGCCAUUGCCAAAUUUGAUUUCAAUGCUUCUGGAGAGGAUGAACUGAGUUUCCGUACCGGGGACGUUCUAAAGAUUUUAAGCUCCCAGGAAGAGUGGUACAGGGCUGAGCUGAGAAGUCACGAAGGAUAUGUCCCCAAGAACUUCAUAGAUAUUCACAUUCCCAUCUGGUUUAAUGAAGGAAUAUCCCGCCAUGAGGCAGAGAACUUACUCAUGAGCAAAGAAGUUGGCUCUUUCAUCAUCCGAGCCAGCCAGAACUCCCCUGGUGACUUCUCCAUCUCUGUCAGGCAUGAGGAUGAUGUCCAGCACUUCAGGGUGAUGAGGGAUACAAAGGGGAACUACUACUUAUGGACAGAGAAAUUCCAGUCACUGAACAAAUUGGUGGAGUACUAUAAGACCUCCUCUAUCUCUAGGCAGAAGCUGAUAUUCCUGAGAGAUGAGAGCCAAGAAGAGAAGGAGAGGCGUGGUGGGAGCCUGGAACGGGGGGCACAGGAAGGACUCCACCUGAGUGGAGCAGCUGGAGAAAUCCGAGCAUCAAUGUCCAAGAGAUAUACAGAUCCCUCACCACCCCUGCAGCAGCAGCAACAGGACAGAGGUGGUGGGAGCCUGGACAGGAAGGAUGGGCUUCAUCGUCUCAGAGACCAUGGAGAAGGGAGUGCAGCAUCCAUGUACCGGAGACAAACAGAACCAUCAUUUCAACAUUCACAGCAUACACUAUGGGUCCAAGCCCUGUAUGACUUUGAGGCAUUGGAAUGUGAUGAGCUAGGAUUCCGCAGUGGAGACAUCAUAGAAGUCCUGGACAACUCUAACCCAUGUUGGUGGAAAGGGCGCCUGCGGGGCAAAUUGGGUCUCUUCCCUUCCAACUAUGUUACACCAGUGACCCGGUGAUUCUGCAGCAUUCCAAGAUGAGUUGGGAUGAAGCUGCUCUGGCGAGUCGGGGGCAGAGAGAGCAUCUUCCAUGCAACUGGAACAUACCACAUUUUUAUUACAAUAAUAAUUUAUUGGCAGUUGACCUAUUGAUUAGUUAAUAUUAAAGGGACUUCUGUAGAGGGGUGGGAUUUUUCUCUCCUUUUACACCCCAGUGUUAGAGGGAGCAAGAAUCCUGGAUCAUCCAUGAGGUCUUGCUGGAUCCUGCCUGCUCUGCCAUCAUUUUGGGAAAAUGUUGCUAACUCAGACUUUGCUAAAUUAGAUAAGUCACAUGAGAACCCACCUCAAGCAAGCCAGGUUUCAGCUUGUAGGCAGCCCCACCUCCUCCAACAUCUGAGCACCACCUUUUGGACCUUGCAACAUGCCAUCUAGCAAAGGAAGGGAUGUGGUCUGGUAAACUGCUCCUGUAAACUGGUGUACAGAGCAAUGUGGGACCAAUAUAUGGGGAGGGAGAGAAACCAAGUUCUUUGCAGCUUCUUAAAGACCUGCCCUCAUGCACUCCUGCCCAUACCACAUGUACUCCUGUCCACUGUCCAAGCUGCCUUCCAAGAUAUCCUGCACUUUCCAUUAAACAUUUGUGUAAGGGGGCCUGGCUUUUCAGCCAAACCAAUAGUCACCAGCUGGAAAUAUGGUGGAUGUCACCAAUAGUUUUGUUAAAUUGGAAUUUUUUUUGUGGUAUGUUGCUGCCUAAAAAUCCUCCUCCUAUAUUUUUGGAAAUCUGGAAUCCCUGUUUAUCUCUCUCUCUCUCUCUCUCUCUCGCAAAGGUAUGUGAUCUUUGCAGGGACGGCAGAAGACAACUGUAUAUGGUUGUGUAGCACCAUGAUAUCUUUAGAAAUUGUCCCAAUUUCACAUCCCUGAUUUUCCAUCCACCCCUCUCAUGGCCUCCAGCUUCCCCAUAUCUAGCUUCUGUUUCACCUCUCCUGAGGCCAUGUCUACAUCUAAAAUUUUGCAGCGCUGGUUGUUACAGCUGUAUUAGUACAGCUGUAUA